Molecule: messenger RNA, 6826 nt
Organism: Ooceraea biroi (clonal raider ant)
Lineage: Eukaryota; Metazoa; Arthropoda; Insecta; Hymenoptera; Formicidae
Product: HEAT repeat containing 1 homolog l(2)k09022
Biological process (GO): maturation of SSU-rRNA from tricistronic rRNA transcript (SSU-rRNA, 5.8S rRNA, LSU-rRNA); positive regulation of transcription by RNA polymerase I
Cellular component (GO): t-UTP complex; small-subunit processome; 90S preribosome
Molecular function (GO): snoRNA binding
Source: RefSeq, a predicted model, not a curated record
UGACUAGGUUAAGUUGAGCCGCGCGCGUAUUGCACGUGCUUAUCAUAAAACUGCAGUGUAAAUAUAUUUAAUAAAUUCUAUUUGAUGUAUAAAGUGUGUACAAAUUUUUAGCAAAUCAAUCGUGAUAAAAGUAACGAAAUUUAAUUAACAAUGGCGACCUCGUUAGCAGCGCAGCUUAAAAAGCUCAGGACUCCCCAGACAGAUUUAUUAUUGCAAGAUAAAAAACGGGCCAGUUUACUGUUCGAUCCGAAGGAAGCUGCGAAUUUGGACAGGGACACCGUAUUGAGUAUAGGUCAGAGCGGUCUACAAGAGUUGGUGAAGCUCUCUGUACUCUUUGACAACUUCAAAACGACUUUGUUCGCUCAAAGUUCCCUGAGCUUUGAGCGUGCGGUUCAGGAUGCGACAGUGAACAAGAAAUUGGACGCAGAGAUUACAAAAUUUCUGCUGCUGUUGUCACCAUACUUUUUACUGAACGCUACCCAUAAAGCUCUGGAAUGGCUGGUGCACAGAUAUCACGUUCAUCAGUACAACCGAGACCAGUUCAUGCUUUUGAUUCUGCCGUAUCAUGAAACUCGUAUGUUUGUUAGAGCUCUACAACUGGUGGAUCUCUCGAACGCAGCUGACAAAUGGCACUGGCUGGCACCCUUGCAGAAACGUGGCGUGCCAUUGGCCUCAGGAACCCUUGUUAAUCGCUUGAGCACAGACAAUGGUUUCCUGAAGAUGCUCUGCACUCACGUGGUAUCCGCUACAGAGGCCUACUCUAAUCAGCAGGCAUCCUGCUUGACCACUUUGUAUGCUUUUUACACCACUGCAGUGAUGGGCAUGAUUGAACAAACGCUCAUCACUGAGGUUCAGGUGAACCACUUCCUGCCGACUCUUCUUCACGGCCUGAAGAGCCCUAUUCUCGACUUUGCCGCCAGCAGUUACAUGAUCGUCGCGAAAACGAUGACUAAGGUAAAGUUUAACGACGACACCAUGGAGAAGUUGCUGCUGAAGACCUUCAAGAAAACGCAUCUGCAGCAAGAAGCCGUCGUUUUGCUCCUCUAUCUUUACCAGGCUCCAAGUAAUCGACUGACCCUGGUACCGCGAAGUCUGGUCCUCCAAUUGUCCAAUUUGACCUGGUUCGUCGAGAUAGCCGCCAAGGUCCACUCGUCGGGCACUAACGCGUCGCGAUUCGUCGUGUCUUUUUUUCGGACGGCUUGCCAGCUAGUCGCCGAGAACGUCGAGGAUACUUUCAGCGUCCAGAAUAUGAUAGAUGAUCUUUUGAUGCGCGUCAAACUUGAUGAUGCUGCGAUAGACGCUAUUUUGUCGGGCAUGCUAACGUCCGAGUCUUUCAAAGCUGAUAUACCUAAGGUCGCGAAGGACUUUCUCGCGCGAUUCUAUCAGAACUUUGAGCGCAGCUACCCGGAGAGAUUCGACGCGCAUCUGAAAAAACUGAUGAAGCGCGGCGAGAAUGAUGAAAAGUCGAAGCAAGCGCUACAGUUUCUCACUUCCUGCCCGUUCGGUACCAAAGAUACGCAGGAAUCGGUCGAGAUCCUCGACAAGGUGAUGCACGUUAGUGCCGCGCAGCGAACGAUCGCUCUUGAAGUGCUCGCCAAGGAGAACGUCAGCGUACCUGAGAGCUUCCGCGACAUAAUGACCAGCACACUGCAGGCCAGGUUCCGCGAUAAUGAUGUGAACGUCGUGAAAACCUUGCUCUCCUUUCCCGUGAAGAGGCUCACCAGCUUGCUGCCUACCGACGCGCUGGUGGACGACUUGUUGAUCCUGCUGUCGACGUGUCACACGGCGUCGAGAAAGGCACUGGCAAAACCGGCCUUGAAGAUUCUGCUAGAACUCUGCGAAGAGAGCGAUGACACCAGCGUGUUCAUCACGGCUCUGCCGUACCUGUUCCCGGCUACGAACGACGACGUGAAGAUCGCCACGGAGGUGCUCUCUUCGAAAUUUGCCAAAAACAAUCUGUACAUGCAAAAGGUGAUGCAGGACGUUAGCAAGUACAAUCGGGUGAACGUCGAAACGAUAUCUCACGCCGCUUUUCACAACAUCUUAGACUGUGAGUUGCUGCCGCCUACAGAGAACAUACUCAUCUCCAUGCGGCAGCAGAUCUCGCACGGCGAUGCGGCGUCCCUCUUCUUCAACAUGAUUCUCCUUGGUUCAGUGUGCCGCGUGCGGGUAGGCUCAAUGCCGGCCAAGGUCGCGCGCGACGUCAUCGAGAUGGCCACGGAGAUGAUCAAGACGUAUUCGCGCGUCGAGCUGUUAGAGGAUUGCAACAACAUCACUGGAAACAACAUUCAGGCCGCGCUUGCCCUUACAUCCGAGGGCAUCCUGCCGCUACAGGUGGGCACCUACGUUCUGGAAAUGGUGCACCGGCGACUGAACAUCAAGUCUGAGCCCCGACUCGAUUUCCACGGUAACGCGGAGCGGAGUAAUCUUAUUCUGAGGCUGAUAGAGAUGUUUAUUGAAGGUAUGGACAAUCACCUCUGGAAAAAGCACUACUCCAGGUGCCUGCAGAUCUUCUUUCAGCUGCACUUUGCCACAGCGAAGGACCUGAUCCGCUUUCUCGCUCAGUUCUAUAUCAAACCGGUCAAGGUGCAGACGUCUUAUCACUGUCUGCAGAUUACGUCGCUGCUGCUGGACCAGUGCAACUCGGUUCAGUGGGCGUUCGAGGAUCAAGACUUCGUGACUAACAUGUUGCUCGCGUUGACACGCCGUAACAACGACUGCCGCGCGGUCGCGUUGGAGAUCCUGAAUAAAUUGACGCACACUUUUAACUUGAGCGCGGAGCCGUUUGUCGUGCUGUUGCAAGAGCUGGCGACGAGGAGCGGCGAGAUCUUUCAAGACCCUGACCAGCUCUCGAUGAGCCUGUACAUCCUUCUUUCACCCGAUCCUGAUGUGUCGCAUCAAAUGAAACAGCGCAAGAAGCUGCAGCAGGCUCAGCAGCAACUAUUCGACGUGGUGAUGGAGCAGGACAUAACGUCCUACGUUCCGUUGGACCGUAGAUCACAGCUUCUUGAUGCUCUGAUACACGUCAACAGUACCGAGAUCCUUCAGCGACUGGCACCGCUGGGUCUCCAGCUGCUGCAAACGCUGGCGGAAGACGGGAAUAAUCAAUCAGCCGGUAGCAUAUUGCGAAAUAUCCUGCAGCGCUUCAACACGACCACGGUGGAUGCCCUGAACGACGAGCAAGUGUGGUCGCUCUUCGAGAAGAGCAUCCUGGAGCACGAGCCGCGAGCAAUUACACAGUUCACCGAGCAAACGUCUCCGAGUGUGGUGCUACUGAAGCAGAUCGAUGAGACGUUCUUCAAGAAGGCCGGCGGCUUGCAAUCGCGGAUCUUCGCCAAGCUGCUGGACGUGGUGACCGACUGCGAGAUGAGCGCUGUAAUUUCCGCGGCGAGUCGCACGAUCCGCCGGAUCCACAUCGACGCGACGAUCAUCGUGUCGGAACUGGAGACGAUGAAACUGACUCAGGAAGAGGAGCUCGCAGCGGGCACGCAGACGGCGGCCAGCGCGAAGAAACAGAAGAGGCGGCAGAGCAUGAUCCGAGUGGCCAAUCCGGCGAUGGUGCACAGCCGCGCGUGGAAGCGCGGCGUCACGCUGCUGGAAUUCGUACAGAGCGCUGACAACAUCGAGCGCGAGGAGCUGCUGUACAGCAUAUUGUUCGAUUUACUCAACGUCUGCCUGAGCCUCGAGGAGCAGAGCCCGGUCGAGUACACGAACCAGUUGAUCCUGUCGACGAUCCACCGUCUAAUGACGAGUCUGCCGGUGCGUGACGCCAAUCUGCAGAUCCCGCUCAUCACCAAAUGCGUCCGAUCGUCACGCAAUCCACAGACGCAUCAUCACGCGUUGUUGGUGCUAGUGGAGUUGCUGAAACAAGCGGACGUGCGCCGAGCCCUCUUCAACAUCAUGCCGAUCUUCACGUUCAUGGGCAGUACGGUGGUGCGUCAGGACGACGCGUAUUCGAUUCAGAUUAUUACCAAAACCCUAGAGACGGUGGUACCGAUCGUGAACGCGACCGACGAUGAGACUCACGCGUGCGAGGUGCUGAGGACCUUCAUCGUCUCGCUGCCGCACAUUCCGGAGCACAGGCGGACGCCACUCUUUAUCAAGUUGCUGCAACUCCUCGACAAUCAUCUUCAUCUGUACUAUCUGCUGACUUUUGAGAGUCACGCGAUGAAGAUCGCGAGCCAGAAGAUUGAACAACCGGCUCAGUGGUUGGACUUUGCUCUUCAAGUAUCCCAGGAGUUCUCACCGCAGCGGUUGCUUCAGAUUUGCGUGAAGCUGGCCGAGUUCAUCAAAGUUCUGCCCAUUGACAUUGAAGACGAGCAAGGCAGAAGAGCAGCAAUGAAGUUUCCGUACAAGCACAUUUACGACGUGACCAAGUCUACGCCGAAGAGCUUGCGACACUAUAAGAUAACAGCCAUGCAGUUGAUGAGUGGUCUGUUAUCAUCCCAAGAUUUCAUCAAUCGCGUGGCCCUGCUGAACCAGGAUGAGGCAAGCGAGAUGAACGAGCACUGCAACCGUUUUGCAAUCGAGCUGAUCCUGCUGAUCCAGACCACUUCGAGGACCGCUGAUCAGCAUCAGAACAAACCGAGCGCCAAGUAUUGGAAGGUGUUGCUGCACCAUCUUUAUGACGUGCUGGACCUGGUGAACAAUUUACUGCCGAAUGUGCAGUUCCUGAGGAGCAUCAAGAACCUGAUGAAGCACGAGCUGUUGUCCGUGAGAAAGAAGGCGCUGGAGCUGCUGAACGCGCGGUUGCUCCAGAAAAAAUUCAACGAGGAAGAUCACGUCGAUCUUCUGAGCCUGAUCGAAUCCCUAAUGGACUUUAUCGACGUCCAGAAGAAGACUGAGACGCAGGAGGAAGAGAUCGUUCAGCAGACAGUGCUGAUAUCCCUGAAGCUGCUGGCGAAGCUGCUGGCGACUAAUCAUUCUAUCGUUUUCAAACCGAUUUUGGACAUGACAACGGAGCUGCUACGAUCGAAAGAGGGUCCAGUGCUGGCCAGUGCGGCUUUAUGCGUCGCAGAACUAUGCAGCUCCAUGAAAACAUACGCUCUGCACUCGUUAAACAAAUUCGUGCCGGCGAUCUUGAAGUUGUUGAGCAGCCACUGCCACCAGCCUGUGCCGGAUGUGACAGUCAUCAGUAUCGUGAGUGCAUUGCAGAAGAUAGUAGAGUCCAUGGGAAAUUUCUUGUCGCUCUAUCUGGACCAGCUCUUGUUCGAAUUGACCAGAUUAAAUUCACUGUACACCGACACGGAGCACCCUAAGAUCGGCGUGGUGGUUUCGCGGCUGAAGACGACCACGCAAAAGUUGUCCAACAGUAUACCCCUGCGUGUGCUGCUACCGGCCGCCAACAGGACUUACCAGACCCUGUUGAGUAAGAAGUUUUACCAGUGUAUACCGUCAUUGAUGAGCGUGCUGGCCGAGUCCUUCGACAACGUCCAGCCGGCAGACUUGAAAGUAGAGAUUGACAAUCUUGCCAAGUUCUUCCUUGAGGUUCUCCAGUUCCGCGAGGACAUCGAGAAUGAUAUGGAGGGCGAUGACGAAAGGGAUACCUUGAAGGACAUCGUCGCGGUGGAAGAGAGUGCCAGCAAGGCACUGGUAGCGUUGGUACUUAAGUUGAGCGAGGCGACUUUCAAGCCACUAUAUGACAGAUUGUACGAUUGGGCAGUGAGCAAUCCGCAGUACAAGCAGCGCAAUAUAACAUUCUACAGACUAUCAGCGAACAUAGCGGAGUGCUUGAAGUCCUUGUUCGUCCUGUUUGCCGGACGCUUCCUGAAGCACGCGGCGUCGUUGCUGAGCAGCAACAACCUGCUCGCCACGGACGCGCCGCAGGAACUGACACUGCCCGACGAGUGGAGUAAAAUCGAACUGGUGGAGGCGAUUCUGCUGACGCUCCAUCGAGUGUUCGGCUACGACGCGCACAACUUCGUCAGUCAGGACCGAUUCGAGAUCCUCGCGCAACCGAUAGUCGACCAGGUGGAGAACACGAUAGGCACGCGUGAGGAGUACGAAGCUCGUGCCAACCGCUUGAUCGUGCCCUGCAUAGCCUCCUUCGUCAGCGCGAUCCCUGAUGACUCGUUGCACAAGCAGCUGGUUUACCAGAUAUUGCUGAAGACUAGACACGCGAAGCCUUACGUCAGGAGCACUGCGCUGAACGCAUUAGUGGAAAUUGCGAGGAAACUGGGCGAAGAUUUCAUGCCGCUGUUGCCAGAAACCGUGCCAUUCCUAGCAGAAUUGUUGGAGGACGAAGACGAAGCGACCGAAAAGUGCGCGCAGAACGCUGUUCGCACUCUGGAAGAGAUUUUGGGAGAGCCUUUGCAAAAAUAUUUCUAAUUUAUCUGAAAUUUCUUUGAUUCAGAUAUGUAAAUAUUGUAAAUAGGUAUUUUAAUAAAAGUUUUGUGACAAGUAUCAAUUUCUUCAAAAUAAGUAGUUUUACUUACAACUUUUGUGACAUAAAACUACAGUUAAGUUACAUUUUUUUUAUUUUCUUUAUAUUUUUAUAUAAUUUUCUUGUGUUUUAUUAACAAUCUGCGAAAAUAGUCCGUAAAACGCAUAGAAAAUAAAUUAAAAGUAAUGCGAAUGAUAAAAUUAAAAAUUAAUGUAAUAGGUGAGUUGAAAAAAAAUGAACUUUGUCUUUCUUUAAGACCUUUAGAAAUGAAUAUAUAACAAAUAUCGAACUAACCGAUACAUUUCUUUGGGAUUAUCGAGUCAAAGAAUCAGCUUCACUAAAUAAAAAAGUAAUCGAGAACAGACGCGCAAGCGGCUACUAAGAAAACGUUGGUUUAUUUUUAACUUAUCCACAAUCUGGACGAAAUAUAGAAUAUAUUAUUUC